ACCUCUUACAUUUCUUACACAUUUCCCUCACCGAGCUGUUUCUAGAGAGAGAAAAAGGCGUACAGGGAGAGAGAGCGAGAGAGAGAGAGAGAGGGGGGAAGGGAAAGAGAAGCAUGUCUUCCUUCGAUUCAUUUGGCAUGGAAGGAGAGGAGAUUCACGCGGCGAAUCACCAUCGUCCCUUCGAAGACGACGAUGAAUUCUCUGGUUACGGCGCCUACUCCAGCUUCUCAGGCAAUAACCAGCACUCAUCCAGCGGGUUCCCCGGGGAAGAAAGUGAUGUUACAGUGGAUCACGUGGCUGAGUCGCCGGAUAUCUUCGGCUUCGGAUCCUCUGAUCCGAAUCCUAGUUACUCGCAAUCUCCGUUCAGCUCCUCGGUUCAUGUGGAGAACGGAAAUGGAAAUGGCUAUGGUGCUGGAAGUGAUAACGUUUUUGAGUCGGAUGGACCGGUGCUUCCGCCUCCUACCGAGAUGGAACCGGAGGAGGGUUUCGCUCUCCGUGAGUGGCGUCGUCAAAAUGCCAUCCAGCUAGAGGAGAAGGAAAAGAGGGAGAAGGAAAUCAGGAACCAGAUUAUUGAAGAAGCUGAAGAAUAUAAACGAGCAUUCUAUGAGAAAAGAAAUGUUAAUAUUGAAAGUAACAAGGUUAAUAACAGGGAAAGAGAAAAGUUAGUCUUAGCUAUCCAAGAGAAGUUCCACAAGGAAGCAGACAAACAAUACUGGAAGGCAAUUGCGGAACUCAUUCCUUAUGAGGUGCCCAAUAUUGAGAAGAAGAGAGGCAAGAAGGAUCAAGAAAAGAAGCCAUCAAUAACAGUUAUUCAAGGACCUAAACCUGGGAAACCCACUGAUCUCUCAAGAAUGAGGCAAAUCCUCGUGAAGCUGAAGCAUGCACCACCACCUCACAUGAUGCCACCUCCUCCCGCACCUGUGAAAGAUGGGAAGGAUAGCAAAGAUGCCAAAACUAAAAAAGACGCUGCAGAGAAAGCUGCAACUUCUUCGCCAGCAAAAGAUGCCAUUCCUCAAGGUUCUUCACACACUUCCCAACCAGAGGCUGCUGCAGAGAACAUCCAACCUGCUGCGGAACCUGAGCCAACACCAGCCGCAUGAUUUGCUCACAGUAGUCCUUUUCGCCUAAUUUCAGGUUGAUCGCAUAUUCUCUUAUUUUGUUUUUGUCCAAUCUGUCUAUUUCUGUCAAAAUAGCAUUUUGUAUCACGUCAUUUACCUUAGGAGAGUCAAAAGAAAACAUUAGUCGGCUCCUUCUGUCAGGAGUUGGAUUCUUAUUAUUAUUAUUUUUUUUUUUGGCUGUAUGGACAGGGAGUUGAAGUCCUGGCUUUUAAUAUGGUUUUGUUAUUCUGCGUUUAACUUCUUCCAACUUUUCGCUCUUGUAUUAUCUUGGCUUUUAAUAUGGUUUUGUUAUUUUGUUUUUGGUUGUA
Messenger RNA from Carica papaya (papaya), 1426 nucleotides. RefSeq names its product clathrin light chain 1-like. Gene Ontology annotation, cellular component: clathrin coat of coated pit; plasma membrane; clathrin coat of trans-Golgi network vesicle. Gene Ontology annotation, biological process: clathrin-dependent endocytosis; intracellular protein transport. The record is from RefSeq and is a predicted model, not a curated record. Gene Ontology annotation, molecular function: clathrin heavy chain binding; structural molecule activity. Lineage: Eukaryota; Viridiplantae; Streptophyta; Magnoliopsida; Brassicales; Caricaceae.